GUUAAAAUUUCAUUACCAUAGUAAAAGAAAAUUCAAAGUUUCCGCACAACAAAAAUAUUCAACGAGAAUGGGCGAAGCUGCUGCCCUGUGGUGUCUGCUGCUAGCGCUUUGUGUGACGAUACAGCUCAAUGGUGCGCGAGCUCAAUCGAAUUAUGUGCAACAAGGCGACAGCGGCAACUACACAACAAACGGCUUGCCCGAGGAGGCAACACUGGAUGGAAAGGUCACAAAACUGGAUGAUAUUAGUCCGCUGAUAUUUUUGAAUCGCACAAAAGCAGCAUUAAAUUGUGCGGCCGGUUCAAUGCAGGUGGAUAUGAAAUUUAAUGAACCUUUCCAUGGCAUCAUACAAGCCGAUUAUGAUCGUAGUAGCGCAUGUCGCGUCAGCGGCAAGGGGGCACUUAGUUAUAGAUUGGAGUUGCCACUCAAAGGAUGUGGCACUAUACAGAAUCCUACACGCGUAUUCACCAACAAUAUUAUCGUACGCUUCCACGCCAAUCUGGAAAUGGAUGGCGAUGAGAUUAUUACGAUCGUUUGUCGUUAUCCACCGCCCAUACCAUCACUGCCGCCAGCUUUACCGGCGCCUAUCUUAAAUCCCAUUGCCACUGGCUCAGUGCUGCAGCCUCCACUUAAAGGUAUACAGUUACUUCUCAUCAUUUGCGCCAUCAUGUUCCUGACAUUACUCUUACUUGGUUUGGCUGUUUCAUACUAUUGUCUGCGCAGCCGCCCAAUACCGGUCGUCCGCCGUCUUCCAAUGUCCAUGGGAAGUGGUUCGGAAAUCACCAAGCUUAGCGGCAGUAGCAUGGGUAAUAUAAGCGCCUUUGAAGGCGUUAAAAUACCACGCGCUAUUGUGCCCAUAGCGGCUGUGCAUAGCUCCUCGGGUAGCGAGGGUGCGCUCAUACCUUCCGACUACCCCAGCGAAUCACAUUCCGAAAUCGAAGAAAUCGAUACGAGAUCACUGCCUUUUAGCUCCGCAGGUAGCUUUGAAAAUCGUGCAUUUGUUCAAGAGACUUCAAGCAUUUAUAGCGAUAACUAUGGCCAUACUCAGGAGGUGCAGGCUGCCAAUGCACUGGCCACCUCAGUGCCUCGUCACCCAAUUGCCGUCAAGGAGUCCUCUUCACCCAAGUUCGACGUGCAAGUGCGUGUCAAGAAGUCACCGCCACCACCUCCGUCGCCUGUUACCUCGGACACCGAAAGUGUCGCCACACUCCGCCCAGAUCGCAACAAUCUUUCGACUAUUAUGGCACAUGAAGACCGUGAAAGUAUUAUGACAAUGGAUUCACUGCCAGCACAAGAGACUGUACACAGUCAGUUCACUUAUGUUCCUGAAUUGCAUGCGGCACCGAAGCACACCGUGGAAGUGCCACCACCACCACCAGAACCCGUGUUCUCUGUUUAUGCACGCACACAUCACGAAAUGGUCGACGGCCGUCCGGAGACUUGGUCAGACUUUACGGAUGCACCUACAGUCAGUGAGGUAACGGAUAUGACUUCCGAGGCACCUGAUAUACACUCGGUUGGUGAAAUGGUCGAUAGCACGCACUUCUUCGAAGCUGAGUACCUGCCACGUGAACCGCCGAUUGUGGUGAAAAAGCCACAGGUCACAUCGCACACUGUGGACGACGUGUAUUUGCGCACCAUUACGGAAAAGAAAACGAUUGAAGAUAUUGAGAGCCAUAAGCGUCGUGUCACCGAAUACAAGGCGAAGCCGAAACCAUUGCCACCACCAAUUCCAGAUCCAACCUGGGAUGUUAAGAUACGUAAUUAUCCGACCGAACGCGAGCAGCAACGGUGGGAGAACUUCUCGGAUAUUUCAAGCGCAUCCGGCAUGACGCUAACGCCAAAGAUGGAGCGCUCUGAACUAAGCUUGCCAAUUGUGCCCCAAGAGCCGCCACAACAAAUCUAUGACAACAAAGAAAAGCUGACCAGUCCGCAGCUAGUGGGCAAUAUGAAACCGAUUGAAAUGCCCCCAGAAGAUAAGGCGGUGCCCAACUGGGAUGUGCUGAUACGUAUCUUGGAAGAGCCAGAGUUCUCCGAGGCUGAUGACGCCAGUUCGGUGCAUUCCAGCGUACACCCGCUCACACGCUACAUCAGCUAUGACGAUAAGGCCAAAUGGAAAGAUAUAAUCACAACCGAAUCGUCAUUGCGUACUAUGCUCACGGCGGCAGUUGUGCGCGAAGACUUCGAACGUAUUCGUCAAGACACACGCUACGAGCGCAUCUUUGAACCACAAACCUGGGAUGUUAUCAUCCGUAUAUUGGCGCCACCUGUCGAUGACGAGGAUGUGGAAAUGCGCGCACCCAAACGCACAAAGAAGACACAACCGUGGGAUACCCGCUCGCGUCGCAGCUCUUUGCCAACUUUGUAUGAAUAUGACAGCGAUGGCGGUUCUUCUGUGCGCACUAUACGCCAAGAUCCCAGCAUGCCAUUACGUGAUAAUAGUUUCAAUAUACAACGUUCACGUCGUUCGUCACGUACAUCGUAUCAUACCGAUCAAAAUGAUUUACGUUCAAUGUCCGAGGUAACGGUAGACUUUGGGCGACCCGAUCACUUGGAUAAUGUUUCGGAUGCGAGCUCAUUCUAUCCAACGCAGUACUACGAUGAUGAGGAUAGACGCUCGUUCCAUCGUUCGGUUAGUCAUCCGUCACUAGCACGAUCGGCUAGUGAAUUCACCGAGCACUGGGCAGCACCAGGUGAGCUUUCAUCGCCGGAAGCUACGCCGAAAUCACGUCGUUCGCAGCGUUUGACAACAUUCCAGCCGCGUAUACCGGCGCCCCCGCCACCACCGCGCUCCGGCCAAAUUGUAGCGCAAACACAAAGCCAAUACGUAGAGACACGUCGCAGUACAACAUUCCACACCGAGAACGAGGCUACGCGUUCACGUGACUGGUAAACGUGACGAUAAAUUUAACCAAGCAGAUGUGUCAACGCUCUCGAACAUGCUGUGUCCGGGCUGCAUGCGUUUUUACGUGCAUAUGUACAUAUGUACGUACGUAGGUAGGUUCGCUUCUAUCCGAAAGGAGAGAGAGAGAGCAGCAGGGUGGAAUACUAACAAAUAAUGCUUCCCGAAAAAGUCAUUGCCAAUCACUACAAAGUGCAGAUUUAUUUAUGUAUGUACAUAUAUAACAACUACAAUUACAAUAAAAUAUAAAAACAUUCAUAUGAACGGAUGUAAAAGAGACGUUGUACAUACGUAUUACAUACAUAAAUAAAAAUAACUUACAUACAUACAUAUGUAGGUAUACAUAUAAGCAGAUAUAAUGGCCCUUACAUUUAUAUAUAUAUACAUAUAUAUACUUAUGGAAUAGCAUAAAUAACACAAGUGCCAAUUUAAAUAAUCCUGCAUACGCUACGUACUUAAAUAAAUAAAAAAUUAAAAUAAUAUUGCCACAAAACGGCAAGCUUACAUACAUACAUACAUAUACUCAUAAAGUUAAUGAAAUUGUGUAAAAAAUUAUACAUAUUUACGCAAUUAAAAUGGAAUUGUGAAAGUACUUUAAAUUAAGUCAAACCGCACUAAGCCGUAGUAUUUAAGUAAAAGCGAAACUGAAUGCGUAAGUGCAAUUUUAUUCAAAUUCAAGGCUCGAUGAAAAUUCGCCCUGAAUCGCGAAAUCCGUCCAUCAUAAUUUUUAAGCACAUUUUGAAGAGCUACUUGUGCACGCAUUAUUGACUCUAAUGGCUAUAGUCAUAACAAAUUACAAGGAGGGCACAAAGUCAACCACCCAUAAGAAUCCACUUAUGUAUGUACAUACAUAUCAUAAUAACUAUAAAACUGCCAUUCCAGUCACAUGCCGUUAGACUUGCUAUUGUACUUAUGCACACUCCCCUGAAAAGGGUCUUUACAAUACUGCACUGUAUGUGUGUGUGUGUGUGCGCGCAAAUUAGCCACAUAUAAAACUUUUCACUUAGCACAUAAAAUAUCCAGGCGAACCCAAAAGGACUAACCGCAGAACUGUUUGGAAAUAGGCAGAUCUGACACACCCGCAUACGCCACGGUGACCCAGACGGCGAGCAACUUGCAAGCAUUUGCUACUUAUAUGGGGGUUGGGGAGAACUUUAGCACUUCAAUUUGCAUUGGUUAAUUUAACAGAAGUGUACAGCAGACAAAAUUGUUUUUUUUUUUCGUUUUUGUUUUUGUUUUUGUUCAAAAUCAGCCUAGCGACAAAAGA
Rhagoletis zephyria (snowberry fruit fly) is the source of this 4166-nucleotide messenger RNA. RefSeq lists its product as uncharacterized. The record is from RefSeq and is a predicted model, not a curated record. NCBI's taxonomy places the organism in Eukaryota, Metazoa, Arthropoda, Insecta, Diptera, Tephritidae.